CCAAGUCCCACACGCGCCCUCAUCCUCUCAGCUCCCUACAGAAAUAUCCCAGCUCGCGCCCUCCCUGCUCUCCCCUCGGUGCCGCGCCCAGCUUCUCCUCCCCAUGGCCGCGGCUCCCUAGCGCUCGCCUAUCUGCUCGCGACGCACGCCCAGCCUCUCCCACUCGAGUUCCUCUGCUUCUUCCCCCUGUGUCACGCCCUGGCCAUGGACAUCGGUAUCGACGAGCUCACCCUGAGUUACCUGGCCUGACCGACUUCCUCUGCUCCUGCGUGCCCCAUCUCGUUGCAGCUCCAUGGUGCUCGGACUCAGCUCAGCGCGCCGUGGAGCUCCCUGUUUAGCGCAGGUUGAAUCUCCCAAGAACUCGCGUCCCUCUGUUCGCCGGAAUGGUGCCCCUUCUGCUCAGACUGCGUCUCCCUCUGCUCACGCGCUCCCCUGUUCAUCUCACUGCGCAUGCAGCGGUGUUCGGCUCCAGCUCGCCGGACCUCCCUGCCCAGCUCCCAGCGUCGAGCUUACCUCUGUCCAUGCCGCGCGCCCUUCCUGCUCGCCGCGUCGCGCCCCAGCUCUCUGGCGUGCCGAGCUCGCCCUACGCGCGCUACAAGUUUCCUUCUCCAAUCGCCGCGCGCCGCGCACGCUGCUUCCUGGAGCUCGGCCGUGACCUCGCCGUCGUUCAUCAGCUCCAGCGCACAGCCGAACUCCCCUGCCUCCCAUGGCCGAGUGUCCAGCUCCCUUGUUCCCUGAUUUCUGCGCGCCGCACGCGCCUCUCCCCGAGCUCGCCCAAAUCAGACAGUGUCUCCCUCAGCUCGAUCCCUGUCGUGAAGCUUUCUGGCUCGCCGGCGUUUCACCCGUGCGCGCACGUUCCUGCCGAGCUCGGUCCUGUCCAUCUUGCCGCGCUCGGUCUCUAGCUCCAUGUGCGCGCCGUUGUGAGCUCGUCAGCCACCCACCGUUGCCUUGUCACAGAACCCCCAACGCCGUCAUCCAUGGUCGCGACCUCGCCAAAUGCGUUCAUCGCUUGGCCCUAUGUCGUUUGGCUCGUCGACCUUGUUCGCUGCCGCGCGCGCUUGUCCCUGAUGCUUCUCGCACGGUAUUUAGAUCUCGUCGAUUGGCUCCGCCAUCCUUGUUUCCCUCUGGUCGCGAUAAAAUCUUGUCCCACCAGGUCAUCGGGCGCUGUUCCUAGCUCACUAUAGAGUUUGCUGGGCUCGCCAUAUAUUUAAAUGUCGUCAAAGGUUCGCGUGCAACUGUGAUCUCGUCGUGUCCGUCGGUCUUCAACUUCAGCGACCACUAUCAUUUUCAUCGGCAACAUCGUCGUUGUCUCCUUGGUGCUCGCUGCCGACUCCGCUACCUAUUUGAACUAGAGUUUGUCGUCAUCUUACCCAUGCCGUGGCCGCAACUUCCUAUGUUCCUAGUCCACGUCGUCGUCCAGUUCGGAUUAUUUUUGUGUGGAGGAAGGUGGAGCUGUAGAUGAAGGAUAAAGCGAAGUCCAAUGCGCUGCUCACUAGGCGUUCGACAAAAGGCUCAAAUCAGAGAUUGUUGCUGUUUUGAAAAUAUCAAGCCUGAGUUAGUGAUGGUAAGUAAUUUCGCAUUUUAGGUUAAUUAGCUAAAUUGAUCGAUGCCGUAGGAUAAAAGAGGUCUCAAUAAGUCUCAGUAUUAUGGGACUGUAGGUGUUAAAAAUGAAAAGUUUUAUUAGUAUAUAUGAUACACAGGUUAACCGGUAAAUCAGUUUAGAAAGUUAAUGAAAGUUCUUCUAUCAAAUUUUAUAAGUGUUAGGUGCCCAAGAAUUUUGAAGUUAAAAUUAUAAGUCGUUUAGUGUGUUCUCUAGAUUAGGUAUGAUAUUUUAUGUGUUGAUGAAAUAUUUUAAUCACUUAUAAAGAUGUAAUCUAAUUUAUAAAGCAAGGGAUAAGUUUAGGA
Molecule: messenger RNA, 1905 nt
Organism: Zea mays
Lineage: Eukaryota; Viridiplantae; Streptophyta; Magnoliopsida; Poales; Poaceae
Exons: 1
Coding region: 384-902 (172 amino acids)
Source: RefSeq, a predicted model, not a curated record